This is a messenger RNA of Debaryomyces tyrocola, 585 nucleotides long. The record is from the annotation of a GenBank genome assembly. Lineage: Eukaryota; Fungi; Ascomycota; Pichiomycetes; Serinales; Debaryomycetaceae.
AUGGAUAUUAUUUUAGGUAUCAGAGUACAAGACUCGACAAUCAUCGCCACAUCGAAAGCGGCAACCAGAGGUAUUUCAGUGUUGAAGGAUACAGAUGAUAAGACCCGUAAAUUGAACACCCACAACUUAGUUGCGUUCACAGGUGAGGCUGGUGACACCGUUCAGUUUGCAGAAUACAUCCAGGCUAACAUUCAGUUACAUACUAUGCGUGAAAAUGACGUUGAAUUGAGCCCUAAGGCAACUGCGUCGUUCGUUAGAAACCAAUUGGCUACAUCCAUCAGAUCGCGUAAACCAUACCAGGUGAAUGUGUUGAUUGGUGGUUAUGAUGUGAAUACCGAUCAGCCUAGCUUGAAUUGGAUAGACUACUUGGGGACGCAAGUGGAAUUACCCUACGCAGCCCAUGGAUAUGCUGCAUUUUAUUGUACAUCCUUAUUGGACAGACAUUAUAGAAAAGAUAUGAAAUUUGACGAAGGAUUGAAAUUAUUAAAGGAAUGUUUAAAGGAAUUAGAAACCAGAAUGCCAAUCGAUUUCAAAGGUUGUUAUAUUAAAGUAGUUGAUAAAGAAGGGAUCAAAGUGGUUGAGUAG